Anopheles arabiensis is the source of this 1011-nucleotide messenger RNA. RefSeq names its product ninjurin-2. The coding region runs from base 290 to 793 and encodes 167 amino acids. Gene Ontology annotation, cellular component: membrane. Gene Ontology annotation, biological process: cell adhesion; tissue regeneration. The transcript is spliced from 3 exons. NCBI's taxonomy places the organism in Eukaryota, Metazoa, Arthropoda, Insecta, Diptera, Culicidae. The record is from RefSeq and is a predicted model, not a curated record.
AACGGGCUAUCCUUCGGCCAUCCUGAAACGGAGCACACGCGCCACAAACUCAACAGCACGCGCGUGUCUCUCGCGGGUUCGUCAGUGUCCGAGCGGAGUGACCCGUAGGGCUCAAUAAAAAGCAUCCCACCAGUGGGUCGGUGGGUCUAGUUGAGAACAAAGCGUGUAACCUGCUGGAGGUGUCGAAGGGCCACGUGUUUUUUUUACGUGGGAAUAGUGUUUAUUUUUGUUUAGUUUUUUGCGAAAUUUACCAGUGAGUGUACCAGUGUGUAGGAGAAACGGUUCCACCAUGGCGAUGGCUUCUAUUCUUCCCGCAUCUUCUGGCGUAGGUGCAGAAAGUGAUCGUGUUCUCAAAUCCAUGGAUGCCAAUCGGUACGCGACGAAGAAAACCAUCGCCCAGGGCAUGCUGGACAUUGCGCUGCUAACGGCCAACGCAUCGCAGCUGAAGUACAUCCUGCAGGUGGGCGAAAAGCACGAGUUCUACGGUCUGAUGCUGACACUAAUCAGCAUCUCGAUCAUACUGCAGAUGCUUGUCGGCAUACUGUUUGUGGUGAUCGGUAGCUUAAACAUCAACCGCAAACCGGACCAAACGGCCGCCAUCGUACUGAACGAUGUUAUCCUGGUGCUCAUAUUUGUCAUCUCGCUGAUCAAUGUCAUCAUAUCCGGGUUCGGUAUUGAGUACUCGUCGCAACCACUCCGGUUGCUGGAGCGCGUCGAAUCGUCACCAUCCGCCACUGCUGCAACACUCACUGCUGCGGCCAAACCCUCGGUGGCUUCAUUCUUGUUGAAGUAGCAGCAAUCCCUAUCCUUUUUUCCCUCGCCAAACCAGAACACUAAUUUGCUGUAACGCCCCUAGCAUACUAACUAGCUGCUUUACUAAUUGGUUGGUACAGGUUUCGGCUGCAAUGCUGGCCGUCAUACUAACCCUGGUCAAUCUGCACGGCGGUGAGGUACAGCGGAAGGUGGCCAACAUACUGAACCACUUCUCGCUCGGGUUCGUCGUGGUGGCCC